AUGGUCUCCAACAUAUAUUCUGACAAUGGCAAGAACUUUGUUGGUGCUUCUCGUCAACUACAAGAAAGUGUUCAGCAGAUAGCGUUGCAAUCUCCUACACAACGAUUUUUGGAAGAUCAGCACAUCACUUUUCACUUCAUACCUCCUCAUGCUCCCCAUUUUGGCGGCAUCUGGGAACGAGCAGUUCAAAGUGUGAAGAAUCAUCUGCGACGUGUCAUUGGCGACACUUUAUUGACCUAUGAAGAGUUUAACACACUGCUUUGUCAAGUGGAAGCUAUUCUCAACAGCAGACCUCUCACUCCACUGUCUUCGGAACCUGGAGAGUUAGAAGCCCUCACCCCUGGUCACUUUCUUAGUGGUGGACCUCUCGUCUGUUUACCUGAAGCUGAUAUCUCCGAAAUACCUUCCAACCGUUUGAAGAGAUGGCAGCAGGUCAAGUCAUUUACACAACGCAUAUGGAAACGCUGGCAUAAGGAAUACCUGUUUACAUUACAGCAGCGCUCAAAGUGGGUCAAGUUUCAGAAGAAUUUGGAAGUCAAUGGUCUUGUUCUAAUUCACGAAGACAACUUACCCCCUCUACAAUGGAGACUCGGACGCAUCAUCAAGGUCUUCCCUGGAAAUGACAACAUUGUUCGAGUUGCCGAAGUGGUUACAAAAUCAGGACGCUUCACUCGCCCUGUUACAAAGCUCUCUCCACUUCCCAUGGAUUAA
Molecule: messenger RNA, 711 nt
Organism: Macrosteles quadrilineatus (aster leafhopper)
Lineage: Eukaryota; Metazoa; Arthropoda; Insecta; Hemiptera; Cicadellidae
Exons: 1
Coding region: 1-711 (236 amino acids)
Biological process (GO): DNA integration
Molecular function (GO): nucleic acid binding
Source: RefSeq, a predicted model, not a curated record